Messenger RNA from Aspergillus homomorphus CBS 101889, 879 nucleotides. RefSeq lists its product as uncharacterized. Bases 1 to 879 code for a protein of 292 amino acids. The transcript is spliced from 4 exons. Lineage: Eukaryota; Fungi; Ascomycota; Eurotiomycetes; Eurotiales; Aspergillaceae. The record is from RefSeq and is a predicted model, not a curated record.
AUGGAUAGACCUGUGACCCAGAUCUUCGCCGCUUCUCUCCCGGUUAAGCGAUCUGCUCCUUCUGCACCCACGCCAAAGGUCGAGCCUAAGGAGUCUCAAAGACCGAUCAACGCUAGGCCGACUAAGAAGGCGAAAGAGGACGUAGGGCAAGAAAUAUCUAGGAAUGUCCUGCGCGACCAUGCACAAGAUCUUCAUCAGAGCAGCGUCCGAAGCGACGGUCUGGCAGCUCAACCGCUCUCUAUUAAGAGAGAGUCUCCUUGGCGAACGUUGAAAGAUCUAUUCACCUGCGAUCUUGCAGGCCCCGUCUCUGUCGCUGUUGAUGACAAAAACCCGUCUAAAGUGAUCGCGGUCCGCGCAUUCUCUAAGAAAAAGGCAGAUACAUGGUUACAGGUACUGGAACAGACUCAACACCCCAACGUCAUCUCUGCAAGGCAAAUUUUCAAGGACCAUGGAAUGACAUACUUUAUUGUUGAUGACCUACCUCUGACUUUAGAACACCUGGUUGCCUGCGAUGUCUUUCCAUCUGAGCUUCAGUUGGCUUCUAUACUUGUACAGACGGCUUUGGAGCACUGCGUUAAACGCCAACCGAAUCAAUCACAGGAAAAGACUCGCCAUGCCCUGGCUAAUAUAACAAUGCUUCUCAUGCAGAAGUAUCUGAAGGCAGAUGGUGUCGUCGGAAUGGACAAUACUCGCUGGCAGGCGGACCCCAUAUUGUUCCUGUCAGCAACUCAGUCCGUCUCGACCGUCCAGGAGUUAAAAAAGCAACCCCUAAUUACCAAACACCGCUGGUCUGCAGGGACGUUGAUUGGGCUUGCCCGUCUCUGCCUCAUCACUACGCGCACUUUUAUAACAAAACCCUGGUCCCAGACAAGUAAAUGA